This is a messenger RNA of Salvelinus namaycush (lake trout), 2741 nucleotides long. Its product is annotated as dynamin-1-like protein. Gene Ontology annotation, biological process: mitochondrial fission; mitochondrial fragmentation involved in apoptotic process. Gene Ontology annotation, cellular component: cytoplasm; microtubule; mitochondrion. Gene Ontology annotation, molecular function: GTPase activity; microtubule binding; GTP binding. NCBI's taxonomy places the organism in Eukaryota, Metazoa, Chordata, Actinopteri, Salmoniformes, Salmonidae. The transcript is spliced from 18 exons. Bases 107 to 2185 code for a protein of 692 amino acids. The record is from RefSeq and is a predicted model, not a curated record.
UGGGCCGGGUAAGAGGUGGCAGUGUAAGGGACGUUGUAUGACUUUGUGCCUGUGUUUAGCAGGUUAGUUAGGUCGUUUAUUUGACAGGUGCUACAUUUUCAGAGCCAUGGAGGCCCUUAUCCCUGUCAUCAAUAAAUUACAAGAUGUGUUUAAUACAGUUGGCGCAGACAUUAUCCAGCUGCCGCAGAUUGCUGUUGUUGGAACGCAGAGCAGUGGGAAGAGUUCGGUGCUAGAGGCUCUGGUGGGCCGAGACCUUCUGCCCCGUGGUACUGGUGUUGUCACCCGUCGGCCCCUCAUCCUCCAGCUGGUCCACGUGGACCCAGAGGACCGCAGGAAGACCAGCGAGGAGAAUGGCGUCGAUGGAGAGGAAUGGGGCAAGUUUCUACACACCAAAAGCAAGAUCUACACAGACUUCGACGAAAUCAGGCUCGAGAUCGAAGCUGAAACCGAAAGAGUUUCUGGCAAUAACAAGGGAAUCACUGAUGAACCCAUUCACCUGAAGAUCUUCUCCCCUCACGUAGUCAACCUCACACUAGUGGAUCUGCCAGGUAUCACAAAGGUCCCAGUGGGAGACCAGCCCAAAGACAUAGAGGUGCAGAUCAAAGACUUGAUCGUGAAGCACAUCUCUAACCCCAACUCUAUCAUCCUGGCUGUGACUGCGGCCAACACAGACAUGGCCACCUCAGAGGCCCUCAAAGUUGCCCGUGAGGUCGACCCCGACGGCAGGAGGACGUUAGCGGUGGUGACCAAACUGGACCUGAUGGACGCUGGGACAGAUGCCAUGGACGUUCUGAUGGGCCGGGUCAUCCCUGUUAAACUUGGCCUCAUUGGCGUGGUCAACAGGAGUCAGUUGGACAUCAACAAUAAGAAGACAGUGGCCGACGCCAUCCGUGAUGAAUAUGCCUUCCUACAGAAGAGGUAUCCCUCCCUCGCCAACAGAAACGGAACCAAAUACCUGGCUAGAACAUUGAACAGAUUGUUGAUGCACCACAUCAGAGACUGUCUCCCGGAGCUCAAGACUCGUAUCAACGUGCUGGCGGCCCAGUACCAGUCCCUGCUGAGCAGCUACGGGGAACCUGUAGAGGACCAGAGCUCUACUCUGCUGCAGCUCAUCACGAAGUUUGCUGCAGAGUACUGCCACACCAUCGAGGGCACCGCCAAGUACAUAGAGACAACCGAGCUGUGUGGUGGAGCACGAAUCUGUUAUAUUUUCCAUGAGACUUUUGGUCGGACGCUGGAGUCUGUGGACCCACUGGGAGGUCUGACCACCAUAGACGUGCUAACGGCGAUUAGGAAUGCUACGGGCCCGCGGCCUGCCCUGUUUGUGCCCGAGGUGUCGUUUGAGCUGCUUGUGAAGAGACAGGUGAAGAGACUGGAGGAUCCCAGUCUGCGCUGUGUAGAGCUGGUCCACGAGGAGAUGCAGAGGAUCAUCCAGCACUGCUCCAACUACAGCACACAGGAGCUGUUGAGGUUUCCAAAGCUCCACGAUGCCAUAGUAGAAGUGGUCACGUCCCUCCUCAGGAAACGGUUACCGGUCACCAAUGAGAUGGUUCACAACCUGGUGGCCAUAGAGUUGGCCUAUAUUAACACCAAGCACCCUGACUUUGCUGAUGCCUGUGGCCUCAUGAACAACAACAUAGAGGAACAGAGACGCAAUAGAAUGAGAGAGCUUCCGUCCUCAGUUCCCAGGGAAAAGGCUGCAGGUGGGGGUCCUCAGGGGGACCAGGAUGGAGGGACGGGGAACUGGAGGGGCAUGCUGAAGAAGGGAGAUGAGGGGAUGGGUGGCGAUAGAUCCAUGCUCCAGACCUCCAACCCUGCCAGCCCUCAGAGGGGCCACGCUGUCAACCUGCUGGAUGUGCCUGUUCCCGUUUCCAGGAAGCUGUCUUCUCGAGAGCAGCGGGACUGUGAGGUCAUCGAGAGACUCAUCAAGUCCUACUUCCUCAUCGUCAGGAAAAACAUCCAGGACAGCGUGCCCAAGGCGGUGAUGCACUUCUUAGUGAACCAUGUGAAAGACAGCCUGCAGAGUGAGCUGGUGGGUCAGCUGUACAAGGCAGGUCUGUUAGAUGACCUGCUCACUGAGUCUGAAGACAUGGCCCAGAGACGCAAUGAGGCUGCAGACAUGCUCAAGGCCUUGCAGAAAGCCAGUCAGGUGAUUGCUGAGAUCAGAGAAACACACCUGUGGUGAGGGCCUCUACCUCCAUACGCUCUCCCUCCCACAUGGACACUAUGCCCUACACUCUUCCCCUAAGCCCUGUUCUCUCAAACCUACCUGGACUGCAGUGCAGAGAUGGCCAACUUGAAAAUGCACUGGUGUCAAUUGGUUUAAAGCGUCUCAAUUCUCCCAUCCUUCUCCUGAAGUGUGCACUUGUACACUCCCCGUCUUGGAUUUAAAGCGGUCGAUUAGUGCCAGCAUUGGCAGGAGGGACCUUCCCCCAUUUGUUAAUUCCAUGAUGGGGAGUGUAGAAGUGCACACUUCUGGAGAUGAGUGGAGAAUCGGGAGGUACGUUUUGAAUAUAGUUUUAUGAUGUAUUAUGUAGUCUUGAGCUACACGAAGGGCAGUACAUAUCUUUGCCUGCACCACAAACACACACACACACACACACACACACAGGAGCGCUCCUGUCCAAAGUAUCUUUCAUAUGUAAGUACAGUAAAUACCAUGUAAGGUGUGAGGCAUACCUAAUGAAGAAUGUUUGUCCCUAAAUGUAGAGUUAAAAUAAAGCUAGAAAUGGCAAACCUUA